AGCAGAGGAAGAUUUUUACUCCUGGAAGGUGCAGAUGCUGAAAGCUGACGUGCCCAGAAAUGGAGAAAUGGUUAUUAGGUCUGUGUCCCCCAACACACUCUGCAUACGCCCUAAUUCGCUCGUUGACUUCAAAACCACGCCUAGCCAAACACACAUUUUCUUUCAAUUUCUCUCCCUCUCCCUCUCCCUCUCCCUCUCCGAAUCCAAACCCUAGCCGCUGAUUCCAUCCAGCAUGUCGAAAUCUCUGCCCUACUCUAUGAAAGAUGUUCACUAUGACAACGCCAAGUUCCGCCACCGAUCAUGCUUCAAGAUGAUUACUCAGACCGUGCUCACCAGUAACCUGAAACGUGAUUGUAUAAGUUGUAGUACAGGAAAAUUUCUAGUGUUAUUGAUGAUUGGUGGUUUAGCAUAUUUGAUGCUAACAAAUACAAGUUCUGGCCAUUCAGAUUCUAAUGGACUUGCAAAAGGUGUUAUUUUUAAGGAAGGAGGCAUUAAGGAAGGAGAUAAGUCCAUCAUGGAUGGUGGCAACAGAUUUCGAAGAUUUUGGAGAAAACCACCAAGGCUUCCUCCUCGAUUAUCGCCUGAUGAGACAGGUAGUAAUAAUAGUUUUAUCCAUGAUCCUGUGAAGUUAAAUGAAGACUCUAAAUGGAUAGCUAGGCAACAAAAUGUUAAAAAGGCAUUUAUCCAUGCAUGGUCUGGCUAUAAGAAAUAUGCAAUGGGUUUUGAUGAACUUAUGCCUCUUAGCCAUAGGGGAGUUGAUGGCUUAGGAGGUCUAGGUGCUACUAUUGUGGAUGCACUGGAUACUGCCAUGAUCAUGGGUGCUGAUGAAGUUGUCACUGAAGCAGGUUCAUGGAUUGAAACACAUCUUUCACAUAGGAUUAAAGAGAAAGGCCAAGUCAAUUUAUUUGAAACUACCAUACGUGUUUUGGGUGGUCUUCUAAGUGCUUAUCAUUUAAGUGGUGGAGAACAAGGAAUGAACUCAACCCAUAUGGGGCCUAAAUCAAUUGUUUAUCUAGAAACUGCUAAGCAGCUGGCUGAUCUUUUGCUCUCUGCUUUUACUUCCAGUCCAACUCCUAUUCCCUUCAGCGAUGUUGUUCUACGAGAUCACUCAGCACAUCCAGCUCCUGGUGGACAGAGUAGUACCUCAGAAGUUUCCACUCUACAGCUUGAAUUCAAUUACCUGAGCACUGUUUCUGGUGAUCCAAAGUAUGGUAUGGAAGCCAUGAAGGUUUUAGAACAUUUAAAGACUCUUCCAAAGGUGGAGGGACUGGUUCCAAUCUAUAUAAGCCCUCACUCUGGUGAAUUUAUUGGAGAAAAUAUCCGUUUGGGAUCACGUGGUGACAGCUACUAUGAGUACUUAAUUAAAGUGUGGCUUCAGCAGGGAGCUGAACGAGAUGGAAAUUUCAAGUAUUUAUAUGAUAUGUAUGAGGAAGCAACGAAGGGCAUUAGGCACCUUCUUGUUCAGAAAUCUAUCCCAAAGGGAUUGGUUUUUGUUGGGGAAUUACCUUCUGGAUCUAAAGGUGCUUUUAGUCCAAAAAUGGAUCACCUGGUCUGUUUCCUGCCUGGUACUCUUGCACUUGGUGCCACUAAAGGUAUUACAAAGGAAAAAGCUAUGAAAGACAAUUUGCUUACCUUUGAAGACCUGGAAAAUUUGAAGCUUGCAGAAGAUUUAGCUAAGACAUGCUUUGAGAUGUAUUCAGUGACUUCUACUGGGCUUGCUCCAGAAAUUGCUUACUUCCACACAGAGGAUUAUUUUGAACAAGGUCUUGAUGGUGGGAACAAGAGUUCAGAAUACAUGAAUGACAUAAUCAUCAAAUAUGCUGAUCGUCACAAUCUUCUUCGCCCUGAAACUGUUGAAUCUUUAUUUGUCCUUUAUCGUAUAACAGAAAACCCAAAAUAUCGUGAAUGGGGCUGGCAGAUCUUUGAAGCAUUUGAAAAACACACAAAGGUUGAUUCUGGAGGAUACAGUUCUCUGGAUGAUGUCACCAGGCUUCCUCCUCAAAGGAGAGACAAAAUGGAAACCUUCUUCUUAGGAGAGACACUGAAGUACUUAUACUUGCUGUUUGCGGACAGCACUGUUCUUCCAUUGGAUAAGUUUGUCUUUAAUACAGAAGCUCAUCCUUUUCCAAUUAAAGGCAUGAGUAAGAGUGAAUGAUGCAUUGCAAUUGAACGAAAGCAUGAAGGAACUCCAAAUCAAUUUGUAGAGCACACAGGUACAACGGGUCUCUUUGCACCAACUGUUGUAUCAAUUGCAUUGGUUUUUCAUUUUAUCCGGCACCACAGAGAGUUAAUGGGCAAGCUAUCAAGAUUAGAGGUGGACCAAUUGUUUCCCAUCUUAUGAUGCAUAAUUGAUGUCGCAAUCAGAAAACCUACCAAAAGGAAUCCUUGGGCUUCUCUCUCUGUUUGGCCCUCUAGAUUAUGACAAUUUUGUAAUAUGUAUUUGCUUUAAUGGUGGCUUUGAACGAUGCAUACGGAUGGAGUGAUGAGAUAAGUUAAACAGCCUGUAAUUGACUUCCCAGUUUUGUAGUAUUAUUGCUGGUCUUGGUGGGCAAUUUGAUAAAACUGAUGUAGUGACUUUUCACUACUACCUCAUUAUACAAUGCUAUGCCUAUAAGUUACAAGCUAA
Molecule: messenger RNA, 2626 nt
Organism: Vitis riparia (riverbank grape)
Lineage: Eukaryota; Viridiplantae; Streptophyta; Magnoliopsida; Vitales; Vitaceae
Product: mannosyl-oligosaccharide 1,2-alpha-mannosidase MNS3
Exons: 6
Coding region: 233-2155 (640 amino acids)
Biological process (GO): N-glycan processing; carbohydrate metabolic process
Cellular component (GO): endosome; trans-Golgi network; endoplasmic reticulum
Molecular function (GO): mannosyl-oligosaccharide 1,2-alpha-mannosidase activity; calcium ion binding
Source: RefSeq, a predicted model, not a curated record